CCCUACCAGACCAAAACAUACAAAGUCCACGUCUGUGAUAUAGGCCAAGGGGUGUGACAUGACCGAACGAGCAAGUUGUCAUAUUCAGUCGUCCUGGACGCUCGAACAGUGAACUCUACAACUUUUACCGCGCGUCUAGCGUCUUCCUAGAUAGACACAGAACCACAUUCUUGUAGGACCAAGACUUGUACGUCAGAAAAAUGGGGGAGGCAGACGACAGUAAGGUGACAGGCGCGAUGGCCCUGGCUGAAGCCCUGAAGGCGCAGGGAGUGGAGUACGCGUUCGGCAUCGUGGGGAUCCCGGUAGUGGAGGUGGGGAUGGCGCUGCAGCAGGCCGGGAUUCACUAUGUCGGCAUGAGGAACGAACAGUCGGCCUGCUACGCCGCUCAGGCCAUCGGAUACCUGACCGGACGGCCCGGCGUGUGCCUGGUUGUGUCCGGUCCGGGCAUCCUGCACGUGAUUGGUGGGAUGGCGAAUGCCACGGUGAACUGCUGGCCGCUGCUGGUGAUUGGUGGAGCCUGCGACGAGGACCAGGAGGGCAUGGGGGCCUUCCAGGAGUAUCCACAGGUGGAAAGCAGCAGGCUCCACUGUAAGUACGCUGCGAGGAUUCCCGGAGUGCGAGACAUCCCAUUCUUCGUGGAGAAGGCAGUGCGGAACAGCAUGUACGGCCGGCCGGGCGCGUGUUACCUCGACCUUCCUGGGCAGCUGGUCAACAAGCAGGUGGGGCAGUCUCAGCUCCGCACGGUGCCAUGCUGUCCACCCCCGCCGAAGGUGUUGGCAGAUCCCGCUGCAGUGGUGAAGGCAACAUCAGUGCUAACAAGGGCACAGCGACCUCUGGUGAUUAUUGGGAAAGGUGCUGCGUUCUCCCGUGCGGAGGGUAGUAUACGACAGUUCGUGGAGAAGACGGGUCUCCCCUUCCUGCCAACCCCCAUGGGGAAGGGCGUCGUCCCUGACGACCAUCCGCUCUGCAUGUCUGCUGCCAGGUCCCGUGCCCUGCUGCAGGCAGAUGUGAUCCUGCUGCUGGGAGCCAGGCUAAACUGGAUGCUGCACUUCGGCCUCCCUCCAAGGUUCAACGCAACAGUCAAGACCAUACAGGUUGACGUGUGUCCAGAGGAGAUGGGAAACCCGCGGCCUGCCGAGGUGGCGCUGGUGGGAGACCUGGACUGUGUGGUGAAACAGCUGAACCAAGCCAUGGACGAACAUCACAGAGGCUGGAGGUUUGCAGCGGAGAGCCCGUGGUGGGUGAACCUGAAACAGAAAGCCGACCUGAACCGGAGGAUCACUCAGGAGAUGGCCCAAAGCACCAAGCUGCCAAUGAACUACUACUCCGUCUUCCAGAACGUGAUUGAAGCCAUCCCGCCGGACGCCAUCAUCGUCAGCGAGGGCGCCAACACGAUGGACAUCGGGCGCACCAUGUUGCUGAACCGCCUGCCACGGCGCCGCCUUGACGCCGGGACGUUCGGCACGAUGGGGGUCGGACUCGGGUUUGCUAUCGCUGCAGCACUGUACGCGCGCGACCACCUCCCGGGGACGAAGGUCGUGUGUGUGGAGGGUGACAGCGCGUUCGGGUUCUCUGGGAUGGAGGUGGAGACCGUGUGCAGGUAUCAGCUUCCGAUCCUGUUCAUUGUGGUGAACAACAACGGGAUCUACGCUGGGCUGGACCAGGAGACCUGGGGACACAUGGAGCGGGCGGGGACUCAGCUGACUCUGGUCAGCCCUCCCACAUCCCUACUGCCUAACGCUCGCUACGAACAGGUGUUGGCAGCGUUUGGAGGGAAAGGCUACUUUGUAGCGAACCACGAGGAGUUGCGAAGGGCCCUCCAGUCGGCAACGACAGACAACCGCGCCUCGCUGAUCAACGUGAUGAUCGAGCCAACGUCUUCGCGCAAACAGCAAGACUUUGACUGGCUCACACGCUCUGGUCUGUGAUAUUUGCAGACUGAAAUAUUAGGAAGUUAAGCUAGUCUCUAAGCCUGUGUAAUGGCAAAGUUGUACCAAAAUUAUUCAAGCUUCCAGAGCAAUGGGAAAGUCAGGAUUUUGAAUGGCUCAGACACUUGAUGUUCUAGCAGAAAAAGGCAAAAUUUGUAGUCUCCAAGCAGAGGUUCAGCUCUUUC
Messenger RNA from Branchiostoma floridae (Florida lancelet), 2113 nucleotides. Its product is annotated as 2-hydroxyacyl-CoA lyase 1-like. Gene Ontology annotation, molecular function: thiamine pyrophosphate binding; magnesium ion binding; catalytic activity. The transcript is spliced from 10 exons. The record is from RefSeq and is a predicted model, not a curated record. Gene Ontology annotation, cellular component: peroxisome. Lineage: Eukaryota; Metazoa; Chordata; Leptocardii; Amphioxiformes; Branchiostomatidae. Gene Ontology annotation, biological process: fatty acid alpha-oxidation. Bases 201 to 1928 code for a protein of 575 amino acids.